Messenger RNA from Trichoderma harzianum CBS 226.95, 564 nucleotides. RefSeq lists its product as hypothetical. Gene Ontology annotation, biological process: attachment of spindle microtubules to kinetochore. NCBI's taxonomy places the organism in Eukaryota, Fungi, Ascomycota, Sordariomycetes, Hypocreales, Hypocreaceae. The transcript has 3 exons. The record is from RefSeq and is a predicted model, not a curated record. The coding region runs from base 116 to 385 and encodes 89 amino acids. Gene Ontology annotation, cellular component: DASH complex.
CAACUUCUAAGCAACAAAGCUCUUUUCUUUCUUUUUCUCACUUUUUCCAUCAUAUUUUUUCAUUUCUCGUUCUUCUCUCUUCAGGACUCUCAUUGAUUGCCAAAUCGAACGAGCAAUGGCGUCCCGAAACGUGGGUGGAUCGCAAGGUUUUGGUAGACAGAGCAUCAUAAUGACGAGUGGGAGCGCGAUGAAGUCGAGACAGUUGACACAUCUUCACUCCCAGCUGGAGCAAUUAUCAGCCAACCUAGCGGACACGGAAAACUUGUUGAGAAUGACGAGCGUGCAGGCUGAAGCCAUGAGAGGGUUGGGAAGCUGGCACGGCGGCCUAUUCAUGGCUGCGAGUAAAGUGCUUGGGGAGGAGAGUGUCAAAGAAGUUGGAAAGUGAUGGCUGUGCGUUUACGGAGCUGCUUUUCUGUUGGAAUUGGUAUGGAAUGGAUGGGGGAUUCACGGGAUACGGGAUGAUUUUAUGAAUGAAUGUGUUGAGUUUUGUUUUCUUGCUUGAGAUUCAGCUUUCGCUGGGCUAUAGAUUGAGCGACAAAUGCUAUUUAUUAUUACAAGUUUUGU